Molecule: messenger RNA, 1062 nt
Organism: Solanum stenotomum
Lineage: Eukaryota; Viridiplantae; Streptophyta; Magnoliopsida; Solanales; Solanaceae
Product: B3 domain-containing protein At5g60140-like
Exons: 4
Coding region: 1-1062 (353 amino acids)
Molecular function (GO): DNA binding
Source: RefSeq, a predicted model, not a curated record
AUGGAUAAGGGUUUCUUCAAGGUUUUCAAUCCCGAAACCAGUGCAAAACGGAUGAAAAUUCCUACAGGUUAUACAAAUUACAAGAAUGGAAAGUUACCUAGGAAAGUUUCCCUAAGGGAUCGAUAUGGCAAUAUGUGGCCUAUAGGAGUAACCAAACAAGGAAGAGAUAUUUAUUUCAAAUAUGGUUGGGAGAAAUUCAUUGAGGAUAACAAUAUGGAGUUUGCAGACUUUUUGAUAUUUGAUUAUGAUGGGAAAGGAACAUUUGACUUUAAAUUACUUGGAAUAAAUGGAUGUGUAAAGAAUGAAGCUGGAGGUAAAAAGAAAGGGGAAGAAAUGAAUGUUGAACAUGAAAAAAGUGUAGAGUCAAAAGAGAAGACUUGGGUCACUGAGAGCAGCAAUAGUUCUUCCGAUUAUGAUAGUGAUGAGCAUUACAUGGUAGAAGAGGAAGUUGUCAAAGAAGAUGUGGAAAUGAAACAAGAGACACAUAAAAGGGCUUCAUGUUCAAAACGCAGAUACGUGGAAGAGGAAGAAGAUGAGAAGCGAGAGGGGGAGGGGGAGGAGAAAGAAGCUCAGGAAGAGGAAGAUGAAGAAGAGAAUGAAGGGGCUGGAACAUAUACAAAAAAGGUGCAACAUUCCAAAGUUGGAUGCCAAAAAUCCAAUGCUUGCAAGGUGAGCAAUGUCCCUGAACAUUAUGGUGCAGAUAUAUUCAAAAGUGGACGCGCAACUCAGCCCAAAAAUCCUUACUUUCUAGCAAAGAUACGAGAAAGAAUGAGAGAUCAAUUGUACAUUCCCAUGGAUGUGCUGAGAGACUACAAACUUGAACUCCCUCCAAGCAUGACCAUUCGCGACUCUGUUGGCAGAGAAUUUGAGACAAGAGUCAGUAAAUGGACCGACGGUAGAAUAUGGCUUCUUGGUGGAUGGCGCAAUUUAGGUAGGUUUAACCUUAUGGAGAAAGAUGACAGGUAUAUCUGUGAAUUUGUGAGAGGAAAAUGUGGCAAGGGCCUUUACUUACAAGUUCAAGUUCUCCAUGAAGGGUCAAGUUCUCAUCUAGAAAAUAAAUAA